Messenger RNA from Amoebophrya sp. A120, 2105 nucleotides. The record is from the annotation of a GenBank genome assembly. NCBI's taxonomy places the organism in Eukaryota, Dinophyceae, Syndiniales, Amoebophryaceae.
CACACACAGCGCUGCAAGUAGUCCGCAGUCGCAGUUCGUUGCUGUAGUUUUUAGCUGCUGCUCAACUUGAAAGAGUGUUCACUGAAGUACACGAGGCAGAGUUUUUCUAUGGUUUUUCGAGUGAUAUUGGGUACUGACAGAGUUGGACUGGCGACACCCUUUCCUUACUCUAGACGAAAGACCAAGUGCGCCUGGUGCAGUUCUGCGUGCGACACAGAUACUGAGAGAUGUCGUUCUUUGUCUUCUUGUGCGCUAGUAGUUGUUUUGUUCCUGCGCUGUGCCUGUGGCCGCAUCGGAUUUCACAAAUAUGCUUUUUCUUGGGCCUUCACAAUUAUCCUGUGAGUCGUGUACUUAGCUCGAUUAACAAACCCGUUUCACGAUUAUUUCUCCACUGCGUAUACAGAACCGCGCCGCACCAAUCUCCUCAGAGCCUACAAAAUGUUUCGUUGUUGCCGUCCCUCUGUGACCCAGAACGUGGUCACCCCGGUGGCACUGAACAAGGCCGGAGCUGCUACGUCAGCAAAAGAAGGUAGUUAUGUCUAGUUUUCAUUUCUUGCACAACUUGGGUGCCGCGCCGCGCGUACUAUUCUUGUUUUCUUCCACGACGUGGUGAGAUUCUAUAUUUAUACGAAGCAGGAGCAUAGCGCUGCUAUCGGCACCUGAAAGGAGAAUCGAAUGAAAAAAAUCGAAAUCACAUCUUCAUGUAUAAAUAAUCCAGGCUGCAAGAACUCCGGAGCGCAGACAACGUCGAGAAGAAAUAACCAGCAGAAAACUAGCGGGCAACCAGAUAGAGACGAGGAGCUGCCAACCGCACUUCUAGCCGGUGAUGGUGGAGCAUCAACAGAAAUAGAAGAUGCCACGAAAAAUAAAACCGAGGGCACUUCAGCAAGAGAACAACAAGCCGACGAGGUGACAACGAGCGAGAAGGCCUCGGAGAAGAAGAAAAAUAUCAAAUGCAAAUAUGUCUGGGUCUGGAAACUUGUGAUGCUUGGUGGCGUAUCGUGAGGAGGCCACAAGUGCUGGAUCAGCAUGACAAGUUUCUGAGCUUCUAGGUGUUGCCUAUUCUGCGUGACAAACUGCUUUUCUGCAUGACAGAAAAAUGGGGCUCUUGGGUGACGUGCAUGACAAAAUUAAGGGUCAUGCCAGACAAGCAUGACAAACAUUCAUUCUUCCAGACCCAGACAUUUUAGCAUUUGAUAAAAAACACGCAGAAGCAAGUGUCUUUCAGCGAAGACGAGGUCGUGGUCACCGCGUCUGGUACUAGUGCUUUAAUAUGCAAUCCAGAAGUAUACAUAGAUUCUCGUAUUAAUGAAUUGGUUGAAUAUUUAUAGCAACAUGUGCAUGACACCAAUGCCAUUACUUUUACUCAAACUUCUUGCGUCAGCAGCACUACAAAUUUCAUUGCUCUUUUUGAAAACUUUCCUGCAGUGAACAUUGCAGCCAGUUGCAAACUGUCGGAUGAGUGGAACUCGCAGAACCCGGGGCUAGAAGUGCCAGCCUGGCUCAAGUAUGGAUUGGAAACGACGGAAAAGGAGUCCUCGGGUUUCGGAUCGGAUUCGGAGUAAGUAGUUGUAAGUACUACCUUCAUGAUGGUAGAAAAAUCAUAUGGAAAAAGAACUUGUAUACAUACGGCCACUUUCAUCUAGUAUGAAGCGAGCCUUCUUCGCUGCAAAAGCAUGAUUAACGCACUUACCAGAGCUGAGCGCAAAUGCAAAAGCAAAGUGCAAAAAAUUUUGGAAAAAUUCAGCUUCCGCUGUGGGUGUUGUAAUCGAUAUGAUCGGUUGUAGAAGUUCUUUAAUAGCCCCUUGUACAAUGUUGAACUUGAAUCAUGGAGACAGGCACGAAAGUAUUCCCGAAACAAGUGUAUCCUAGUUUGAAGAGUCAUGAUUAACAACUCUUGGACGGUACAUCUAAGCACAUGUUGUGAGUGAUCAGUUGUUUAGAUAGACCACUUUGACAGCCGGCUGCUGCUUAGCGGCGAGGAGCCAGCGCCUCCUGCAGAUCGCACUCAUGUUGCGCUUGGAGAGGAAUCUUUGUUCUCGUCGUGGCCAGGCAUUCAGGUUUCACCUCUUCCGCUUGAUGCCUGAUGUUGCUUGCAAGUGCAU